Wyeomyia smithii (pitcher-plant mosquito) is the source of this 6468-nucleotide messenger RNA. RefSeq names its product HEAT repeat-containing protein 1 homolog. Gene Ontology annotation, molecular function: snoRNA binding. Gene Ontology annotation, biological process: positive regulation of transcription by RNA polymerase I; maturation of SSU-rRNA from tricistronic rRNA transcript (SSU-rRNA, 5.8S rRNA, LSU-rRNA). Gene Ontology annotation, cellular component: 90S preribosome; t-UTP complex; small-subunit processome. The transcript is spliced from 4 exons. The record is from RefSeq and is a predicted model, not a curated record. NCBI's taxonomy places the organism in Eukaryota, Metazoa, Arthropoda, Insecta, Diptera, Culicidae. Bases 133 to 6378 code for a protein of 2081 amino acids.
UACGCCAGCUUCGCACGUGUUUAUUUCGGUCUAGUUAAGGAACCGGUGAAAUAACUAAUAAAUGUACUUUGUAGUUAAUUGCUUGUAUCGUUAAAUACUUAAAGUGAUAAGUAGAAUCGACAGAGUGCCAAAAUGACUACCGGUUUACAAGCCCAGCUGCUGCGGCUUGCGGCUCCCCAGACAUCGCUUCUGUACGACAGUCGCAAAAAGCCUUCGAUUCUGUUCAAGGAAGGUGAGGCCGCCAGCAAAGAUCGUGAAGUAAUCUACGACAUCGGUGUUAGCGGACUGGCGGAACUGACUCAGCUGAACUCCAGUUUCGCCUAUUUCGAGGAUACGUUGUUCGAUAAAACGUCAAUCAACUUGCAACGAGCGGUCGAAAAUAAGGAAUUGAAUCAAAAGUUGGAUGCCAACAUUAGAAAGUUCUUUUUCCAUUUGUCGCCCUAUUUCAUGCUGCGGCCAGCUCACAAAUGUCUGGAAUGGCUCAUACGACGGUUUCACAUUAACGAGUACAAUCGGGAGGAUUUCGUUAAUCUGAUUUUGCCCUACCAUGAGACGAUAAUUUUCGUUCGCUGUGUGCAAACUCUGACCAUUUCGGGUGACAAGGAUCCGUUCUACUGGUUGAACGGGGUUAAAAAGAAAGGUGUGCCGUUGUCUAAGAAGGCGAUUAUUAAUCAUGCCGCGGGGCGGCUGGGUUUUCUCAGUGCAUAUGGAAAGUUUUUGGUUCAGGCAGUGAACGAGUUGGAAAACAAGGCGAACGUGCUGCAAGCGAUGAUUGCAUUUUUCUGUACGACCACUAUUGGUGUGUUGGAUGGAUUGGAGACUGUCGGGGAAAAUUUUGUCAGUGCUGUCUUGCGCACGCUGGUCAAAGGUAUGAGCUCGAAGGCAGUUGAUUUUACGGCAGCCAGUUAUAUGAUUGUCGGUCAUCUGGUUACAAAAGCAAGUCUGUCGCGGAAGGCACUGGAAACGUUGCUUGUGAGGCUGUGCGGAGGAAUGCACCUCUCGCUGGUGGAAAAUGCUGUUAUGCUGAUGGUUUUGAUUGUUCAAACUCAGAAAGAGCAGCUGGGAGAGCUUUCGGACAAUGUUAUUGAAACCAUUCUGGCAAGUAAAUGGUUACUACAAACGUUGGCCGCCGUGAAGAAGGAAGGCGUCAGUAUAAUUGCGCUGGUUGAAAUACUGCUGGAAAACUGCUUGAGAAAAAUUUGUCGGCAGCAGUCUGAUUUGGAUAUUUACAAACGAUUUUGCGAGGAAUUGUUACAGGAAAUAUCACUGAGUGAGGAAGAAUCGGAAAUUAUAAUUCAAUGUACUUUUGAUUGUUAUUUUCGAAAAAGUGAAAAAGCUCCAGCUCCUAGUUCUAGAGACGAAAUAAUUAGUCUAGAUUCAGAGGACGAAGAUUUUGAACGUAAGGAUGAUAAUGUUACCCGUUGGUAUUCGGAUUUUCUCCGUCAGCUGGAAAUGCAAUAUCCUAAUGCAUUCGACAAAACAGUGAAACUGGUUAUGAAAGGCCAGGGAAACUUUUCCCAAAACAAACGCAACGCAUUGCGGAAUGUGCUUGGAUUUUUGAUGAGAGUUUCGUGUGAUGAACAGGAUACGAAUGUGUUCGAAAAUUUAUUCCACUACGAUGUUGAUCGUAGAACGGAUGCCGUACGUUAUUUGGUAGAUAACUUUCAAAGCAUAAGCUUGAAGAACGAAGGCAGUUUUGACUUGAUGAAGGAUAGCAUUCACGAGCGACUGGACGAUGAUAACAGUGAAGUCGUGGCGGAGGUACUCAAACUGAAAGUAAAGGACCUUAUUAAGCUGAUCGGAAAAGAUCAAUUAAUUGAAAAACUUGUUAAGAUUAGUCGGAAAUGCCUUCGGUAUAUGGACAAGUGGGAGGCUGUAACCGUGGAAGUGAUCAAAUUGUUAACAAACAAAUUGGUUUACGAGGCGAGUAAUUUGAACAAGAUUAUCAUUGCGCUGUACCCUUUUAUGCUGCCGUCAGAGGAUGAUGUUCUAGGUGAAAAAAUGGCUAAACUUAUUCGUGCAACUGAAUUUUGCAAGAGAUAUAAUAUUUUGAUGCUAUCGACAAUCAAAGUAGAGAGCGUCGAUUGUGAGUCAAUUUUGACCACCUUAGAAGAAAUGCUUGGAAGUGGGCAACGCUUUCACCCUAUUGAGGUUUGCUUCAACGUUUUGCUGGUAACAUCGUCACUACCACAGGAUGCUUCAAUCGAACUGGCGACCCGAGUAUUUCGGUUUGCAAAUCGUCUUCUAAGUGGAAAGUUUAAGUACGCCCCUUCGUCCAGUUUGAGCUGCUUGAAGUUGAAUCGUUUGCCGAUGGACAUUUAUGUGAUCAUCAGCGGUUAUUUGAUUGAACGUGUACAAUUUGACACCCAAAAUGUUGAUCUUUCCAAUCAGUCGCCAUCGUUGAGGUUGCAGUUGAAGAUUUUUCGGCUGCUAGUGGAGAAAUAUUUUGAGAUGGAAGAUGAACACCAGGAGAUGAAGAAGGUUUACGGGAAGGAACUGAGUAAAUUCUUGAAGCGAUUGUAUCCAGUGGUUGGAGAUAGGGUAGAGUUCCUGACUAGCUUCUACACUGUACAUUUGAUUGAGGAGACCUUGGGCGAAGAUGAAGAGCCAAGUCGUAUCGAACCGGAGCUGCAGAUCAGAGCUUUUCAACUGCUGAAUGCAAUGAUUUUGCAAACUGGUUGCAACCUAAGAUUCGACAUCCUGCUUAACACCAUGCUUGGCCUAACGUCCGAAUCGUCGGUGGUUCGUGAAUGCGCCGUCGACACGUUGCAACUUAUGGCGAAUGGGGCAAACGUUACGAUCGAUCCGAAAAUUGCCUCGUUUCUCACGACGCUUCUAAGACGUCGGGAAGAACUGGCAAUGGAUGGUGAACAGCUUUCGUUGGUGCUGUUCACAAUGUUUUCCAAGAGCAAAAGCGGUUCGCUGGAAGGUGUUCUUAAGCAACUGAUCGAAAAAACUGCCACCGGAUCGCAGUACAUUUCUGCUGGAAUUUUAGAUAUGCUUAAGUUGCUUGAUUCCAAUGAGAUCUUCGCAAAAACCGUGUUUCGUGGAAGUGAUAUACUAGAAAAGACAAAAGAGCAAAAACUGCCCUGCGUCUUCGAUUGCUAUGAGUCUCGGUUGCUUAGGCUGCUGGUAGCAAGAAUCAAUCCAAACCUGACGCUAUCACUUUACGACAAGUUCCUUCAACUUGGGCUUUCGAACCAUGUGCCCCUGAGCAGCGUGGAUGGCAAGUACUGUUCCACUGCCAUUUUACUUAUAGAUACCCUUGAAGAAGAACUGUUCGGAACGUUUUCCGAAACUUAUGCCGUUAAAAUACUUCGAAUGGUGGUAGAUGCUGCUACGGUAUCACAAAAUCCAGAGACUGUCGCGGCGGCUGGAAGAUUUUUCAGAAAUCAAACACUGGACGCUAGUUGGAUGCUAGAUAUAUUGGAUGAGAUGAAGAACCAGCAAAAACCUCAGGGGAAAAAGAAAAGGAAAUCCGGACCAACGACAGUUUUGACCGAUUCUGACGGUUGGAAACGGGGGAUAACACUUUUGGAACUCCUUCAGAAUAGAAAACGAUUAGUGAACAGACAAGCGCUGAUUACAAAACUGUUUGAAGUUCUGAAGUUCUGUUUGGAUUUCGAAGAGCAAUCAGGAGUGGAAUAUGUAAAACAGAUGAUUUUAUCCUUGCUUUUGCAUUGUUGCACGGAGGCAGUGACCGGUUCCGAGCGGACGCUUUCAGGAAGUGCCUUCAAAGUCGAAUUGAUAGUUCAGUGUAUUCGUGGAACUCAAAAUCCACAGACCCAUCAUCACGCACUGCUGCUGUUGGCCCAUGUUGCACAUCUGGUACCGGAUCAGGUCUUGCAGAAUAUGAUGGAAAUUUUCACCUUCAUGGGUUCGUCCGUUGUCCGACAUGACGACGUAUACAGCAUUCAAAUCAUUUCAAAAAUAAUUGAAACAAUUAUACCGACAUUAGCCAGCGGCAUUGAAUCAGGUACUGACCACUCUAACCAAGAAAAAGUGAUACCAAUUUUGAAAAUUUUCUCCGACGUUAUUCUGGACGUUCCGGAACACAGACGAGUUCCGUUGUACUCGAAGCUAAUCCAAACGCUCGGACCGUCCGAAUAUCUGUGGGUAUUCCUGGGAGUUUUACUCGAAUCGGACGUCAUAAAAGGUGGAAAGAAAGCGGAAGAAGAGUCCGAAAAAAGAGUUGGGAAAAAGAAACAUCGAAUCGAGCCCGAAUACUCGCCAAACUUUACCAAACGGCUGGAAAUCGGUAUGAAUGUUGUGCGAGAGUUUGAGCCGUCGGUGAUUGUAGAAACUUGCACCCAACUGCUGCGUUACAUCCAGCAGUUGCCGCUGCAGAUUGACAGUAAAAAGCACGGCAUGGAUGUAGAUACAACUGACACGGAGAUUUUCAGCAUUGAAACCCACACGAAUAAACAGCUUCGACAUUACCGAUAUUCCAGCUGUUUGUUUGUUGGAACGCUGAUAAAAUCAAACCAUGUAAUCAACAAAAUAGCCCUCCUAAAUGAGGAUGAAACGAACGCAAUGAAGGUGUGCUAUCGAGAUUUGAUAGUUGGCAGCUUGGCGUAUGUCAAUGUUGUAGCCAAAAUUCUAGAUCAAGCUCGCAGCGAAAAUGACGAACGGGAAAAAAGUUACUGGGAAAUUUCUCUCGUUAGAUGCUAUGAAAUUUUGGAGGGUGUUAUUGCUCUACUGGCACCUGACAUGAUGAUCACUGUUUUCAGUGGGCUUUUGAAGCAUCGCACUCUAUUGAUUCGAUUGAAAGUUAUUGAUAUUUUCAACAAAAAACUUCAGUACAGUCAAGAUUAUUUCGACGAAACUCAUCACUCAAGACUGCUGGAUCUUCUCAAUCCCUUACUGCAGCUAGUGAAAGAUAUUUUCAUCGAAGAUAAUGUAAUCGGAAGCACUUCAGCAAGGUUCAAAAUUGCACAGGAAACAUAUCUAACAUUUAAGCAUCUGUCAAAGAUCCUUGCACAAUCGAAUCCUGCCCCAUUUAAGCCAAUUCUAGCCGGGUGUGUCGCAGAGCUGCAUGACUACAAGAAAAAUCCUAAUCCUCAGCUGUUAGCUUCGUUAAUACUGUGUAUUGGAGAAGUGAGCGUGAAUGUUGGCGCUCACUCUAUUCCAUAUCUACCAAAGUACGUUCCAAUGUUAACAAAAUUUAUCGCUCGCCAAGUACAAGCAGAAGAAACCUUUGAUAUGCUUACCAGUAGUAUCAUUACAUCAAUACUGAAACUAAUUGAUGUUCUAGCUCGCUUUCUUAGCCCGUAUUUAAAAGCAAUCAUUGUGGGUAUUUCAAAACUACACGCCAAACUAUCGGAUAAAAAUGAUCCACGCCUAUCGAAUAUAGCUUCUAGGCUAUCUCAUAUUUGGGAAAAACUAGCAGCGUUGAUCCCACUUCGUGUGCUUAUUCCUUCCAUCGAGGAAGCUUAUGGUGAUCUAGUUAAAGAUGGAGCUCUGGACGCUAUAGGACCCCUGAUGAAACUGCUAUCCAAUUCUUUCGACAACAUUCAAACCAAUGAAUUCAACUCGCUUCAAUCCGAGCUGUCCGAUUUCUUCUUAUCCGCGCUGCAGUUCCGUUGUGACAACGCCUCUAGCACCAAAUACCUUUCACGAUCCAUUGACACCGCUGAAGAACAUGUGAUCAGAGCGUUCGUUGUACUGAUUCUUAAACUAUCGGAAAGCACCUUCCGUCCCCUCUACUACAAAGUGUUCGAAUGGGCCAACCGAGAAUCAUCUAGUAACGAUCGUGCCAUCACCUUCUUCAACCUCUCCAGUCACGUGGCGGAAGCAUUAAAACAUCUAUUCGUUCUCUUCGCCAGCGAGUUGAUAACUAACGCCGCUAAACUACUGGAAGCGACAAAUUCUAGCAAAACAUCGCAAGAACAGUACUUCCCGGAACCGAAGAAAAAUGCAACCCUGGUGCGAUACAUCCUGCGCACACUGUUGAGUGUUUUCGUCAAUGAUAACCAAAACUUCAUCAACUUGAUUCGCUUCGACACGCUACUGCAGCCGAUUGCCGAUCAGCUGGAGAAUAGGAUCAUUUUCGAGGACAAAGCAAUACGCCAGCUGGUGGUUGACUGUUUGGCUCAGCUGGCAGUGGCCGUUGCUGACGACACUCUUUGGCGCCAACUUAACCAUCAGGUGCUGCUGAAAACUAGAAACAACGAUCCAGAAAUAAGAUUAUUCGCGUUGGAUGCUUGUACAGCGAUAGCUCUUAAAAUAGGAGAAAACUUUGCUCCACUGUUACCGGAAAGCAUUCCGUUCCUAGCCGAACUGCUAGAGGAUGAAAACGAAACGGUGGAGAGAGCUGUGCAGAAGACAAUUCGGGAGAUCGAGAAGGUCACAGGUGAAGAACUCCAUAAGUACCUUUAAGAAGGUAGUAGGCGUUGCGCGAGAAGUGUGGUUUUGUCGGAAAUGGCAAAGUGUUGUGAAUAAUGUUGAAAAUAUAUUUUUCAUACCUAA